CUGUCUCCUCCAUCAUGGAACUUGUCGUGUUUCUGUACCUCCUUGACAACGACACGUCUUACCUCGUUCUCUUCACGGUUGGCGGCGGGCUGCUCGUCAACGUCUGGAAGCUCAUCAAGGCAUGGUCUCUCAUGCGAGGCCGAGGAAGCGACAAGGAGGCGGAGGACUUGCGAGCAGAGCAGGCGAUCUCACGCCAUAUCGACUACAUCGCAUCCGCCUACCUCCUCAACAUCCUCGGCCCGCCCAUCGUCGGAUACGCUGUCUACAGUCUGGUGUAUGAGGACCAGAGGGGCUGGUACAGCUGGGCGCUCCAGAGCGGGGUGAACGUUGUGUAUGCUGUAGGCUUCAUGAUGAUGACGCCGCAGCUCUUCCUCAACUACAAGUACAAGAGUGUCGAACACCUUCCUUGGAGAGCGCUCAUAUAUCGUGCUCUGAAUACUUUCAUUGACGACCUGUUCGCAUUCGUCAUCACCAUGCCAGGGCUUCACAGGAUGUCUGUCUUUCGAGACGACAUUGUCUUCUUCAUCUACCUCUAUCAGCGUUGGAUCUACCGCAAGCGAAGGCCUGCCUCGGAGACCUCCAUGCACGAGCUCUAGACUCUGGGACGGCCCUAAUUCGGAUCAUCAUAGCUGUGAAGUUCUUGAUGCAUUGCGAUAUGAGUAGCGUUCUUGACGAAAGCCUCCUUCUCUCCU
Molecule: messenger RNA, 692 nt
Organism: Guillardia theta CCMP2712
Lineage: Eukaryota; Cryptophyceae; Pyrenomonadales; Geminigeraceae
Exons: 5
Coding region: 15-596 (193 amino acids)
Cellular component (GO): membrane; endomembrane system
Source: RefSeq, a predicted model, not a curated record